Molecule: messenger RNA, 312 nt
Organism: Austrofundulus limnaeus
Lineage: Eukaryota; Metazoa; Chordata; Actinopteri; Cyprinodontiformes; Rivulidae
Product: kalirin
Biological process (GO): axon guidance; intracellular signal transduction
Cellular component (GO): cytoplasm; extrinsic component of membrane; postsynaptic density
Molecular function (GO): guanyl-nucleotide exchange factor activity
Source: RefSeq, a predicted model, not a curated record
ACUACAGAACCUGGAGCUUCUCAGGUUCUCGAACAAAGCCCCCCCGUCCAGCAGCGAAACCCUGAAGUGGAGCAGAGAGCUAAAGCAAUGAGAGGCCGGAUGUUUGUUCUGAAUGAACUGAUCCAAACAGAGAAGGACUACGUCAGAGACCUGGGCAUCGUGGUGGAGGGCUUCAUGAAGCGUAUGGAGGAGAAGGGAGUUCCAGACGACAUGAAAGGAAAAGACAAAAUGGUGUUUGGGAACAUCCACCAGAUCUACGACUGGCACAGAGAGUGAGUAUGGAAGGGAAUUUUACAAACCUAAACCAGGACG